AUGGGCGUGUACACUAAGCUCGCCGAGAACAUCGAUGAGGUUGACAUUAUCAUUGCCGGAGGUGGUGCGGCGGCAUGUGUCGUCGCUGGGCGUCUAGCAGAAGCCGACCCUGGGCUGUCGAUCCUAGUCAUCGAAGGAGGCCCGGACAACCGUGGCGUCCAGAACAUUGAGAAUCCUGUCUUCUUCUUGGACCACCUGUUGCCCACUAGCAAGACGACCAUAUUCUACAAGGGUAACAAAGCAGAGCAACUUGCGGGCCGCGAGGCCAUUGUCGCCUGCGGUGGAACUCUUGGCGGCGGCUCGUCGAUUAAUUUCAUGAUGUAUACGCGUGGCCAACGUUCGGACUUUGACUCUUGGAACACGCCCGGGUGGUCCUCCGACGAUCUUGUCCCUUUCUUGAAAAAGAUCGAGACAUUCCAUGGACAAACCAACCCCGAAGUCCACGGCUCUGACGGACCUGUCCACAUCAGCAGCGGUACAUUUCGCUCCACCAACUCGGAAAGCGACUUUAUCCAAGCCGCGUCCCAGGUUGGCUGGCCUGAACUCGAUGAUCUGCAGGCGCUGGACGCCAACAACGGUUUCCAGCGUUGGUACCGCUCUGUUUCACCCGAGGGCAAGCGACAAGACGCUGCGACGGCAUAUCUUCACGCCAAGCUAAAUGGAGACAAGUACCCCAACCUCCAUGUCCUCGUCGAGUCAAAGGUCGUCCGCGUGCUCCUUGAUGGCGAGAAGCGGGCUGUUGGCGUCGAGUACACCCCCAACCCCGCCUUCCAAGUCGAGACAGGUAUCACUCAACACCCAAAGCUGACUGUUAAGGCUCGCAAGCUUGUGGUAGUCUCUUGUGGUGCUUUGGGCACGCCGCUUGUCCUGGAAAGGUCAGGUCUCGGCGAUCCCAAGAUCCUCGAAAAGGCAGAUGUCCCCGUCCAGGUCGACCUCCCUGGAGUCGGACACAGCUAUGAAGACCAUCACCUCGUUCUCUACCCAUACCAGACCAACCUUCAGCCCCAUGAGACAAUUGAUAGGGUCCUCAGGAACCCGGAUAAACGCCAAGAGUUGAUUGACUCCAAGGAUCCAGUCUUAGGCUGGAACUCCAUUGACGUUUCGUCCAAGCUCCGGCCCUCAGAUGCUGACGUCGCUGCUCUUGGACCUGAAUUCCAGAGGUCGUGGGACAGGGACUUCAAGAACACCCCUGACCGACCCAUCAUGCUAAUGGGACUUGUGUCAUGUUUCUUGGGAGACCCGUCAGCGGUCCCGGAGGGUCAGUAUGUCACUGUUGGCAACUACACCGCCUACCCCUACUCGCGUGGUCAUAUACACAUCACAGGUUCUGGAGUCAACGAUCCGAUAGACUUCGACGUGGGAUUCCUCAGCGAUGAAAAUGAUAUCGACCUCAAGAAGCAAGUUUGGGCGUACAAGAAGUCCCGCGAAAUCAUGCGGCGUACCGCAAUGUAUCGUGGUGAGCUUGCUAUCGGCCAUCCAACAUGGCCCGCUGGCUCAAAGGCCGCAUCUGUUGACCUUGAGGGGCCUCUUAGCAACGUCAAGGAUGUGCAGUACUCAGCCGAAGACGACAAGGCUAUCGAGCAGUGGAUCCGCGAGCAUGUGGAAACUACCUGGCACUCAAUCGCCACGUGUAAGAUGGCUCCUCGUGAAAAGAAUGGUGCCGUAGACGAACGCCUGAAUGUCUGGGGCACCACGGGUCUGAAGCUGGCCGACUUGAGCAUUGCACCUGGAAAUGUCGGAGGAAACACGAAUAACACGGCUAUGCUGAUUGGUGAGAAGGCCGCAGAUAUUAUCAUCAAGGAUCUUGGUCUUUGAUUGCACACCUGGGGGGAAAAAAAGAGUCCCGGCAAUGCUAGAGACUGUAUAACUGAAUACACUUGAUGCCCAUCUUAUGUUAUCCGAAAGCGCCGCGAAUAAACUGCACAUAGAGACUUGUUGAAAGGACCACCCGAGGAUAAAGUGACAAAAGCUGCUCACUUUCAAAAGCGAGGGCAAAAAGGAAAUAUUCAGGUCCGAGCGUGGAUCGAACACGCGACCUAGGGAUCUGCAAUCCCUCGCUCGUACCACUGAGCU
This is a messenger RNA of Ilyonectria robusta, 2073 nucleotides long. Its product is annotated as GMC oxidoreductase-domain-containing protein. Gene Ontology annotation, molecular function: flavin adenine dinucleotide binding; oxidoreductase activity, acting on CH-OH group of donors. The transcript has 4 exons. Bases 1 to 1815 code for a protein of 604 amino acids. The record is from RefSeq and is a predicted model, not a curated record. Lineage: Eukaryota; Fungi; Ascomycota; Sordariomycetes; Hypocreales; Nectriaceae.